Messenger RNA from Amborella trichopoda, 1576 nucleotides. RefSeq lists its product as uncharacterized. Gene Ontology annotation, molecular function: protein binding. The record is from RefSeq and is a predicted model, not a curated record. NCBI's taxonomy places the organism in Eukaryota, Viridiplantae, Streptophyta, Magnoliopsida, Amborellales, Amborellaceae.
GAUGCAAAUUUUAGCUUGGGCCAAAGUAGGUUCAAGCUUUGCCUCGGCCCAGCCCGGUUGCAGCCCUAGCAACAGCCCUGUCCUUGAAUGGGUACAAUGGCAGGGAACCCAUACAGCCACCACAUAUUCCCUUGAAAGAAAAAGGUUGGUGUCCCUUUUUAUUCUCGACUAGUUCGUUUCAUGCAUAGAUUACCACAGUGCAUCCACAACAUGUGCCUUAAAAGUUUACUGGUGAUGUUCAUCACUUGUAGCAAAUAACUUACAUAAAAGUCGCCGGCACUAAUGGGAAUUGACCAGGAGUGGGCCGAUUAAUUCCAUGAAGAAUCAGGAAAUAUCCAUGUCCUCCAGUUCCUUGCUAUAAUAAACUAUACAGCAUCACAUUAUGUAUUCCUACCUAAAAUAAAAUAAAAAAUUUAAAAAUAAAUGAAAAGAAAAUAAAAAAGAUUGGGAAGAGUAAUGGAGAAGAUAUCCCAUGCUUGUGAGCCAAGAAAUAUCCAUCUACUUUCCAUCAAAUGAUUCCAUCACACCAAUUAUAUGCGAAGGAACAAUAGCAGACAGAGAGCGUCAACAUGGAUAGCAACGAUCAACAUGAAACCAACCGUGGCCUCCCCACACCACAUUCCUUCAAGUGGUGCUCGUGGCCUCUAGAGUUCUUAAGAAAAGGGUGCCGUGAUCCUUACAUAAGAGCUACAACUCUCGCGGUCAUCGCAUUGACAGGAGUCCUCAUAAUUUUGAAGAAAAGGAAGCCAAACAAAGAAAGAGCUUCGAAGACAGUGGGCAAGAAACUCAAAUACCAGAGGAGUCUUUCCAUGGCAUCGCUUCACGGAGGGAGGUUCGCGCUUCAGAGGUUGGUCAUGGCGCACCACGCAAAAUUUAAUCCGAAUGUCCUCGCUGCGGCCACAGAACAAUUCAUGGAGUUGUUAAAGGAGGACCUCCCCAACAUUACGGAGUUACAGAGUUUGGCAUCGAUACUGGAAAUGAGUGGAAAGGAAGAGGAAGUAAUACGUAUGCUGCGAGAAGCAUUGCAAAGGGUCCGAAAAGAAGGACGGGCACUGGAGACACAUGAACUGGAAAUGCUCCUUGUUGAGAUGCUUAUCUAUGAGGGACACUAUAAGGAGGCUUUGGAUUGCAAGUGCUUGUAUGAAAAGAAUAUAUCCGAUGCCCGACGUCCUCUUUACAUGGCCAUUAUCCACAUUAUUCUUGAAACGCAACAGGUUGCUGAGGUGUAUUGGAAGGAGUUUAAGGAAAUUCGAAGGGUUCUUCGAGGUCCAUCAGAAUCCUCAGUCCAUGAUCAGAUGAGCGAAAUGACCUCUACCUUCGAGAAAUUCUGUGCAAUUGUGGAAUCAUUGAAGCAAGAGAUAGAACAUGCUGGGAUUGAGAAGAAAGCCAAAUAAUGAUAAAAGAAAACAGUAUUCUACUUAUUUUGAGCAAUAGUGCCUACUUAUUUUGAGCAAUAGUGGCUACAAGUUCUUCUGUAUUAAAGGUGAUUGGAUUGGUUACUUAUAUUUUUCUUUGAAAAUAUGCUACUUCAACAGUGUAAAACAAUCAAUAUUAUUAUUUUAUGUUUCUUUUUCCA